This is a messenger RNA of Boleophthalmus pectinirostris (great blue-spotted mudskipper), 880 nucleotides long. Its product is annotated as hydroxysteroid 11-beta-dehydrogenase 1-like protein. Gene Ontology annotation, molecular function: oxidoreductase activity. The record is from RefSeq and is a predicted model, not a curated record. The transcript is spliced from 6 exons. Bases 14 to 880 code for a protein of 288 amino acids. Gene Ontology annotation, cellular component: intracellular membrane-bounded organelle. Lineage: Eukaryota; Metazoa; Chordata; Actinopteri; Gobiiformes; Gobiidae.
UUUACAAAAAAAAAUGAGAACUUUAACAAAAAUCAUUGUGGCUAGUAUAGGUGUUGCUUUUGUUGCUUUUCACUGGAGCACAGUAAAUUUUGACCCAGAGACCCUUCGAGGUGCCAGGGUACUGGUUACUGGGGCCAGUACAGGGAUUGGAGAACAAAUGGCUUACCAUUAUGCUCGUUUUGGAGCUCAGCUAGUGAUUACAGCAAGAAGAGAGAAAGUGUUACAGCAGGUUGUUGAUAAGUGCUUAAGUUUGGGAGCCCAGAAAGCCCUCUACAUUGCAGGAGACAUGGCCACUGAAUCAGACCCAGACAAAGUGGUGGAAUUUACCCUGGAAAAACUGGGAGGACUGGAUUACUUGGUUCUCAACCACAUUGGUCCUACCCCGUUCAGCAUGUGGAAGGGUGACAUAGAGCACACCAGGUGGCUCAUGAAGGUCAAUUUUUUCAGCUAUGUUCAGAUGGCCUGGAAAGCCCUGCCAUCUCUAGAACAAAGCAAAGGUUCAUUGGUAAUUAUUUCAUCAUUAGUAGGUAAAAUGCCUUGGCCAUUGACUGCUCCUUACACUGCCACAAAGUCUGCCUUAAAUGGCUUCUUUGGCUCUCUCCAGCAUGAACUCGCAAUGAGAAACAGCAACGUGUCUCUGUCUAUUUGUACGCUAGGUUCCAUUGACACUGAGACUGCAAUGGAGAAAACCAAAGGCAUUGUGACCCACGCACAACCUGCCCCUGCCUCUGAGGCAGCUUUGAACAUCAUCAAAACAGGAGCCACAAGACAAGCAGAGCUUUACUAUCCCUACAGAACAUAUAUUAUUGCUCUUAUUAAAGCCUGGUACCCUCCUGCUACAAACUACCUUCUUCAAGAUAUUUACAACUACAAACCAUGA